Sphaeroforma arctica JP610 is the source of this 1653-nucleotide messenger RNA. RefSeq lists its product as hypothetical. Gene Ontology annotation, molecular function: SUMO-specific endopeptidase activity. NCBI's taxonomy places the organism in Eukaryota, Ichthyosporea, Ichthyophonida. The record is from RefSeq and is a predicted model, not a curated record. Gene Ontology annotation, biological process: protein desumoylation. The transcript is spliced from 9 exons. Gene Ontology annotation, cellular component: cytoplasm; nucleus. The annotation marks the transcript as partial.
AGGGUAAUUUUGGUUGAGAAAUGCAGCCCUAAAAGGAGAGCCGAGGUGCACGUGUACAACUCUUAUUUCUACUCGAAGCUGACUUCCGCACCCCCUAUGGAAAGUUUUUACAACCUCGACACUGAGGGAAAGUAUGAUGCCAUGUACAACAGGGUGGAACGAUGGACUAGAAAGGUCGAUAUUUUCUCAAAGAAGCUGUUGUUUAUUCCCAUCAAUCAACACGCCCAUUGGUACCUCAUUAUUGUGUUCAUGCCGCGCCAGUACCACGCCAAGCCACUCUCCAAAGAUGAAGUGAAAGAAAAUUCUAAAGACAAGGAUCAACAAGAUGGUACUGAGGACAGUGCAAAAAGUGAUGUGCAAAACUCGAAACAGAGCAAAGGCAAAGUAAAGCUGGAAGGGCCGGAUUCCGACGAUUCGGAGGCGGAACAAGAGGAGUUUGAACCUGGAUACCUCACUCGAGAAUGGAACCGUAAACGUCUACCCAAAGGCGAGCCACCUAUCAAUUUCACCAACCGAGAUUUUAAGGCUACGUACGCUCAUGUCCCACAGCAGGCGAAUUCGGUAGAUUGCGGGUUGUUUCUGCUGCAGUUUGUCGAGUCGCAGAUUGUCAAUCCGUUGAAAUGCACCAAAAUACCAAUGGAUGCGUCAGAUUGGUUCAAACCAUCUAUCAUCAAGAACAAACGAAAAGAGAUCCGCGACAAGUGUCUUGCGCUCAAUCUCCAGCAGAAUAGGGACGGAAAGCCAGUCAAAUCUCCGGUUCAAGAAGCCGCACCUGAACUACCAGCGCCAGGAGAUGUGAAUGCUGAUACAUCUCCACCACAACCUGUUAAGAGGAUCAUCGGUCCUACGCCAGAUAUUCCGACUGUGGGAAGCAGUGAACUACCUGUGGGUACCGCCAACCAGGUCGACACCACCUCGACUGUACUAGCCACCAUAGGCAACUACGAAAGCGAUGGGAACGAUACUGGCAGUAACAGUGCACACAACAGCGCCACUGGUAGUGUCGACGGAGAUGGAGAUGAAGAUACGGGAAAAGAGAAGAUAGGUAGCCAGGGAAGUGAGGACGAUGUCGAUAUGCCUAUGGGCAAGCCCUUGCCGGCCCUCCGGGCGAAUGCCGAAGUGAGUCCCAGGGUGCUAACGCGUCCACUUGCCCAGUCUGGUCAGCGCACGAUUCAGGACAAUGACGGUGAGGACGUAGUUGGCACUACUGCUGAGGCAGGAGACAAACAGCCUGUCCAAGCAAGUGUACAUUCACUAGAGUACACGCACACACAGAGUCAUAAAAUCACAGGUAUGGGCAAAGGCUCGAUUACCAAGCCUGUUGGCAUGGGUAGAAAGCGCAAUCAAUCCCCGCUUCCGGGACCUCUAUUGCCGCCCGAAGCAACUGCGUUGAGCGAACCUGUGGGGUACAACAGCAGUCUGGCUAACACCGCUCAGCACAGGCAGAAUGAUGCGUUUGAUAGUGCGCGAGAUCAGGGUAUAGCUAAACCUGUGGAGAAAUUGAAGGGAGAAGCAAUGGAUGCUCAGCAGGACUCAGACCCCGAACGUUACUCGACUUCACCUCCACCGAUGAAGAAGCCGAAAACGAGGCAGGAUCCAGCUAGAUCGAGAAGCGGAUCUGCGGUAGGUAUUAAACUUGCGCUCGCUGUGUAA